AUGCAAGCAGUACGAGCUGAAUUACGAUGGGCUGAUGGAAAAGCUAUUAAAAGUGAAGUAGAUAUUCAGAUUUUAGAUUUAUUGGGUCCUAAAACUGAAUCUGACCUGGCUCCUGUCCCCAAAACUGAAAAAAAAAUAAAGAGUAAUGAUGUUGGAAAAAAAAUGAAGAAAGAUGAUUUACAAGACAUUAAAGUAUCAGAUAAAUCAGACUCGGUUAUAUCUACUGGUGGAGCAGUGUCCAUGAUGGAUUUAAUGAAGAAAUUACCAUUUCAUGCUCCUGGUGAAAAUUAUAAGUCUGAUGGUUACAUUGUAACACCAAAUACGAAAAAAUUACUUGAAGAUCAUUUAAAAAUAACAUCAGGGAAGGUACGGACACGUUUUCCACCAGAACCUAAUGGAAUUCUACACAUAGGGCAUGCAAAAGCUAUUAACAUAAACUUUGGUUAUGCAGCUGCUCAUGAUGGCUUGUGUUUCUUAAGAUAUGAUGAUACAAACCCAGAAAAAGAAGAAGAAAAGUUCUUUGUGGGUAUAAAGGAUAUGGUGGAAUGGUUAGGAUAUAAGCCAUAUAAGAUUACCCAUUCAUCAGAUUAUUUUGACCAACUUUAUGAAUGGGCAGUUCAGUUAAUUAAAAAAGAUUUAGCUUAUGUCUGUCAUCAAAAAUCAGACGAAAUUAAGGGUUUUAAUCCACCCCCAUCACCAUGGAGAAAUAGACCAAUUGAAGAGAGUCUACAGCUGUUUGAGGACAUGAAAAAUGGCAAAAUUGAUGAAGGUGAAGCUACCUUAAGGAUGAAGAUAACUUUGGAAGAGGGCAAACAGGAUCCUGUUGCAUACAGGAUAAAGUUUAAGCCCCAUCAUCGAACAGGCAACAAGUGGUGUAUAUACCCCACAUAUGAUUACACCCACUGUUUAUGUGAUAGUAUUGAGCAUAUAACACAUUCACUGUGUACCAAGGAAUUUCAGUCUAGGAGAUCUUCAUAUUACUGGUUAUGUAAUGCUUUGGAUAUAUAUUGCCCUGUGCAAUGGGAAUAUGGCCGUCUCAAUGUCAAUUACACUGUUGUUUCUAAACGGAAAAUAGCGAAGCUCAUUGAUGAAGGAAUUGUGAAUGAUUGGGACGAUCCGCGACUGUACACUCUGACCGCGUUGCGCCGUCGCGGCGUCCCCGCUGCGGCUGUGAAUUCGUUCUGCGCGGGCCUAGGGGUGACGGGGGCCGUGGGGGCGGUGGACCCCACCAUGCUGGACGCGGCCGUCAGGGACGCCCUCAAUGUAACCGCGCCCAGAACGAUGGUAGUCUUAGAGCCUUUAAAAAUAACAAUAAGAAAUUACACAAACAACGGGCCGAUAGUCUAUACAGUCCCAGAUUUUCCCAAUGAACCCGAGAGAGGAUCUCACAAAGCGUCCUUCAACAAAGUGCUGUACAUAGAGUCCACAGAUUUCAAGGAGAUACCGGAAAAGAGCUAUCGAAGAUUGACACCAACACAAUGUGUAGGGCUGAGACACUCUGAAUUUGUUAUAAAGGUAUCUAAACUUAUUAAAGACGGAGCGGGUAAAGUCGUAGAGGUUGAGUGUGAAGCAGAGCCAAUAGCGACGGCUACAAAGCCGAAAGCUUUCAUUCAUUGGGUUUCUGAUCCCAUACCCGUCGAAGUCAGGCUCUACGAACCAUUGUUUAAACACAAAAAUCCAGAGGAUCCAGCGGAAGUCCCUGGGGGAUUCCUUUCAGAUUGUCGCCAGGACACCUUGAAAGUGGUAGAAGCGUACGCGGAUAAGUCCAUCAAAUCAGCGAAAUUCUACGACAAGUUUCAAUUCGAAAGAAUCGGAUUCUUCUCUGUCGAUCCUGACACCACACCAGAAAAAAUGGUUUUCAACAGAACGGUUUCGCUCAAGGAGGAUGUCGGAAAG
Messenger RNA from Iphiclides podalirius (scarce swallowtail), 1896 nucleotides. NCBI's taxonomy places the organism in Eukaryota, Metazoa, Arthropoda, Insecta, Lepidoptera, Papilionidae. The record is from the annotation of a GenBank genome assembly.